Messenger RNA from Cooperia oncophora, 477 nucleotides. The record is from the annotation of a GenBank genome assembly. Lineage: Eukaryota; Metazoa; Nematoda; Chromadorea; Rhabditida; Trichostrongylidae.
AUGAAAGAGCUUCAGGACUGCUACCCAUGCUAUCCAUGGACGAAGAAAUUACCUCCAAUCCUGCAACCGGAUCUUGAUUUCCUUGCUCCAGAAUACCUGGCGCCGAAUCAACAAACCGUCACAUCGGCUGCAGACGUUUUCUCGCUCGGAGGGAAACGACUGAUUGAUGCCAAAAACAACUUGGAAACUCAUGCCAUCAUAUGUGGUCAGUUAAACGAGGCUUUGAAUUGCAUAUCCGAAGAGUUGGGUUCGAAUUUGAGGGAAUCGAUGGGAAAGGUGCUCAGUUUGGAAGUGGAAGUUCGACCGACUGUGCAACUACUAUCUUUGAUCAAGCACUUCGACGAUCCAGCUCUUUCGGCGCUUCGCCAACUUGAUGACAUCUCGCAGAUGUUCGAUCCUUCACAGAAGGCUCAUUUCCUUGGUCAAACCUUUGUAUCCGCCCUGCCAGUCAUUCCUGAAGUGAGUUCGUUUUACUGA